AAAGACACAGAAACAGAAAGAGAAAGCAAAAGAACAUCUAUUGCUUCUUCUUCUUCUUCUUCUUCUUCUUCUUCACAACUUCGCCUCCCGAGAUAUGAGAGUGCCGCCAUCGUCUCCUCAGGACAACCAACCUUCGGACACGAAAUCUGCAUCUUACAGCAACACCACGACAAACCAAGCCGACAAUACUAACAGCACGACUGCUGUAAACGCAGGGAGGACUCUCGGCUUCGGCGAGCCCACCUCGGUGCUCGACCUCCGCGGAAGCCCCAGCCCCGCCGCCAUCGCGGAAAAGCCUCCGGUGGAAGUUGCGUCGUUGGUAUCCGUCGGAGGAGGUAACACCGGUCAGGUCUCCGAGCAGUUUCCGUUGGACGACCAUGUGAUGCGUUCCAUGGAUUGGGAUUCUAUCAUGAGGGAAUUGGAGUUAGAUGACGAUUCUGCCCCUGCCCUCAAGACCAGUUUUGCCGCUGCUGCUGUUCCGACACACUACGGCGUCGAUUCCCAGCUUCAUGGUUUUCCCGACCAGCUGCACCCGGUGGAUUUCGGGUCAUCCGAGGUCUAUUCGGGUAAUCCGGUCGGAGUUGGUUACGGGCUCAAUUCCGUCGAUGGUUCCGACGGUUUCGUUAAUGGAGGAUUCGAUUUCAUAGAGGACCUGAUCCGAGUCGUUGACUGUGUUCAAUCAGAAGAGUUACAGCUCGCACAGGUGGUACUGGCACGGCUUAAUCAACGUCUGAGAUCUCCGUCGGGGAGACCCCUACAGAGAGCUGCCUUUUACUUCAAGGAAGCUCUCGGGUCGGUUUUAACCGGUUCUACCAGGAAUCCGACCCGGUUAUCGUCGUGGUCCGAUAUUGUUCAGAGGAUCCGAGCGUACAAGGAGUUCUCUGGAAUCUCACCGAUUCCUCUGUUCUCUCAUUUCACCGCGAACCAAGCGAUCCUCGAUUCGCUGAAUUGGCAAUCUUCGUCGCCAUUCGUCCACGUGGUGGACUUUGAGAUCGGAUUCGGUGGUCAGUACGCGUCGCUUAUGAGAGAGAUCGCCGAGAAAUCUUCAGAAAACGGCGGAUUUCUGAGGGUCACGGCGGUGGUUCCGGAGGAGUUCGCCGUCGAAACGAGGCUCGUCAAGGAGAAUCUCGCUCAGUUUGCGGCGGAUCUGAAAAUACGAUUCCAGAUCGAGUUUGUCCUCAUGAGAACCUUCGAGAUGUUGUCGUUUAAGGCGAUCAGAUUCGUGGAGGGAGAGAGGACCGUCGUUCUGCUCUCUCCAGCAAUUUUUCGUCGCCUGACAGGAAUCCCUAGCUUCGUCAACGAUCUCCGGCGGGUAUCCCAGAAGGUAGUCGUCUUCGUAGACGGAGAGGGAUGGACGGAGACGGCCGGAUCCGGAUCGUUCCGGCGAGAGUUCGUCGGUCUUCUCGAGUUUUACACGAUGGUGCUGGAUUCGCUCGACGCCGCCGUGCCUCCAGGAGAGUGGACGAAGAAGAUCAUAGAGGCGUUCGUGCUGCGGCCAAGGAUUUCGGAAGCGGUGGAGGCUGCGGCAGCGAGGAACGCCGGAGAGAUGACAUGGCGGGAGGCGUUCUGCGCCGCCGGGAUGAGGCAGAUCCCGCUGAGCCAGUUCGCUAACUUCCAAGCCGAGUGUCUACUGGAGAAGGCCCAGGUGAGAGGAUUCCACGUGGCGAAACGACAGGCCGACUUGGUGCUUUGCUGGCAUGGGAGGGCUCUUGUUGCCACGUCAGCUUGGCGGUUUUAAAUAACCGCACCGCCGGACCGGGCCGGGAAGUGUAGAUUUUUAACCUUUAGUGGGUUGGUUAAAUUAUUAGAAAGGAAUUAUAUCCGUCCCCUGUUUUAUUUUAUUUUUUCAAAUUGGGCUUUUUGGUUUCUCUUUC
Tarenaya hassleriana is the source of this 1874-nucleotide messenger RNA. RefSeq names its product scarecrow-like protein 15. Gene Ontology annotation, cellular component: nucleus. Lineage: Eukaryota; Viridiplantae; Streptophyta; Magnoliopsida; Brassicales; Cleomaceae. The coding region runs from base 95 to 1738 and encodes 547 amino acids. Gene Ontology annotation, molecular function: sequence-specific DNA binding; DNA-binding transcription factor activity. The transcript has a single exon. Gene Ontology annotation, biological process: regulation of DNA-templated transcription. The record is from RefSeq and is a predicted model, not a curated record.